AUGGCAACUGUCCGAAAAACUAGAAAACCCAAAACUAAUAGCUUUACCUCCAUUUUGGAUCAGGUUCUCAAUAAAUAUAACCUAUCGGCCGAAUCAAACCCGCUUCAAUUACGUGCUCAUGCUGAUGAGCUUAGUACUAUGCUACCGGAUUGGAAGGCUCGUAAAGAUGUGAAAGAGGCUCUCCAUCGGUGCUUAUUCAAAGAAAAUCAAAUAGGAGUUCUUGUGCCAGAUAAAAGAAAGAAAAAGCUCAUCAUUGAAAAAAGAGCUCUCUAUUGUGCCAAAACUGGUAAUGAGUGGGAUAUUUAUAUCCAUGCUCUCGAUUUAAGUCCAAAAAGUAAUGACGAAAUCAUUGCCUCCUGUUUGCGACUCUUUCUAUUUCGUAAUAAAUUGGCAAAAGCUGGUAUUGCUCAAGAACCUAUUGAUAUUUAUGCUAAACUUCUGGGUGUUACCACGGCUUCUAACAAAAUUCAGAAAGAACAGACUGAACAAGAUGUAGCCAAUAAUCAGUUAAAAAUUCCACCACAUUUCUCUUUAGAAAAAGGACUUAAAAGAAUUCAAAACAUUGAUACUACCAAAGAUCUCUUAUUACAGGAUCUCGCAGAUGUAAUAAUGAUGUUGUGUAUAAGACCUGCUGAAGUAUCCAGCCUCCAGAUUGAUCACUACGAAGUUGAUCCAUCUAAUCCUUCGGCAUGGUAUAAAAAUGGUUAUUCUUGGUAUUGUACUGGAUAUGCUAAGAAUAAAGGAGAAAAUAAGAAUAAUCUAGAACCUCGCCCAUUCCUAUCAAUGGAGAAGAACCCAGAAUGUGCAAAAGCAUUGCUUAUCUAG
Messenger RNA from Cetraspora pellucida, 825 nucleotides. The record is from the annotation of a GenBank genome assembly. Lineage: Eukaryota; Fungi; Glomeromycota; Glomeromycetes; Diversisporales; Gigasporaceae.